CUUCUCUCUACUAUUCCGCAAGUCUUACUAUCCAGAAGUCCUAUUAAUCUAUCAAUUUCCUCGUCCCCAGCGCGAGGAUACUCUAAUUAGCACACAAUGGCUGAGACCCAGGCUCCCGAGGUUGACUACACCCUCAACAACCCCGACACCCUUACCAAGUACAAGACCGCUGCUCAGAUCUCCCAGAAGGUCUUGGAAGCCGUUUCAGGAUGGUGUGUUGAGGGAAGCAAGAUUGUCGAGCUCUGCCAGAAGGGUGACCAGCUCCUCGAGGAGGAGAUUGCCAAGGUCUACAAGGGCAAGAAGAUCGCCAAGGGUAUCUCUCACCCUACCACUGUCUCUCCCAACUCCUAUGUGACUCCCUACACUCCUUUGGUGUCCGAUGCUGCCGAGGCCGAGACUACCCUGAAGGCUGGUGAGGUUGUUAAGAUCCAGCUGGGUGCUCAGAUCGAUGGCUUCGGAACCAUUGUUUGCGACAUGGUCAUUGUUGCCGACAGCAACUCCUCUUCCGAUGAGGUGACUGGCCGCGAGGCUGACCUGAUUCACGCCACCCACUACGCCAACGAGCUUCUCCUGAGACUGUUGGUCCCUGCCGGCCUCCUGGCCAGCGGUACUGAGGAGGAGAAGCAGAAGGCCGCCGCCCAGAAGCCUUACACUCAGGCUCAGAUCACCCAGCUCAUUGAGAAGGUUGCCAAGGUCUACGACUGCAACGUCGUCGAGAACACCACCAGCUGGCUGUUCCAGCGCAACGAGAUUGAGGGCGAGAAGAAGAUCAUCCUCUCUCCCGGCACUGGUGUCAAGGGUGAGGGUCUUCCCGACGUCGGCGAGGUCUGGGGUAUUGAACUCGGACUGUCCCUCGGAUCCGGCAAGGUCAAGACUCUUCCCCACCGUGCUACUCUGCAUCGCCGUACCACCACCACCUAUGGCCUCAAGCGCCCUAGCUCUAGACAGACCCUGUCCGAGGUUGUCAAGAAGUUCGGCACCUUCCCCUUCAGCUUGCGUCAGCUGGAUGACGAGAAGGCCGCGAAGGUUGGUGUCGUUGAGUGUGUCCGUGGUGGUGUCCUGAGACAGUACGAGCCCGCCGGUGAUGCUGACAACGCUGCCGUGUCCCGUGUGCUGUCUACCAUUGCCAUCACCAAGAACGGUAUCACCCGUCUUACUGCUCCCACCACUCCCGAUCUUACCAAGUUCAAGACCGACAAGAAGAUCGAGGACGCGGAGAUCCUCGAGAUCCUUGAGCGUCCCUUGGCCAAGUCUACUGGCUCCAAGAAGAACAAGAACAAGAAGAAGAAGGCCGCCAAGACGGAGGACUCCAAGGAUGAGGAGUAAAUGCAUCGUU
Molecule: messenger RNA, 1336 nt
Organism: Aspergillus aculeatinus CBS 121060
Lineage: Eukaryota; Fungi; Ascomycota; Eurotiomycetes; Eurotiales; Aspergillaceae
Product: curved DNA-binding protein (42 kDa protein)
Exons: 5
Coding region: 97-1326 (409 amino acids)
Source: RefSeq, a predicted model, not a curated record